AUGGCGACGACACUGCGCUUGUUUGGGAAGAAUAUCGUUGUCCGUCCAUCACCGCCACCGCCGCUAUCACCACCGCCAACGACGAUUUCUCCAGCUCCACCGCCGCUACCGACAUCGCCACCGCGGCCACCGCCAACGACGAUUUCUCCACCGCCGCCGCCGCCAAAAGCCGAUGCGAUCGAGCGAAAAGAUACGGCGGAAAGAAAGCACUGGCACCGGUUCGGCGACACGGCGGAAGUCGAUCGAAAGCCGCGGUCACGCGAUCGAGAGGAUGAUCGACAGCGAUCGGAUCGAGAAAAUCACCACCACCACCGCAAAGGCAGCGAGCGAAAUAAUCUCCAGCAGCAACGCGACGAUCGAGAUGGCGAUUCUCGCCACCGGCAAGAAUCGCUCCAUCCCCGCCAAGAUCGUCGGCCAGAGCGCCCGCAUUAUCCGCAAGAGAGGAAGGAAGGAGAAAAGGGCGGCAAGAUCGACGAGGAGCUCUGGCAUUACACCAGCUCCACCGGGAAGACGCAGGGCCCCUACAGCAUCCACUUGCUCAAGAAGUGGCGAUCGAUGGACAUCCUCACCGGCGCCAUCCGCGUGUGGAGGCGCGGCGCGGCGCCCGCCACCGAUUCCAUCGACCUCGCCGCGCUCAUCGAUUACUACGACGAGGCUGGCAACGCUGGGAUCCAGACCUGGAUGUACGAGGACGCCAAGGGCGCGUUGCAAGGGCCGCGGUCGCUAGACGAGCUGCGCAGCCGGAUUGCCAGGCUCCCCGAGGAGCUCAAGAUCUGGAAGAUCGGCCAGAGCCAGGAGCGCGUGCUGUUUAGAGAUCUGGCGAAGAUCGGUGACGAUCGCGGCUCGAAAUCUCCCCAGAGGCGACGAUCGAGGGAGGAGGAGGAGGGGGAAGAAGCGGCCAGGAAGAGGGCAAGAAGGGAGAGGGAGGAUAAUCGCCAUCACCAUCACCACCAUCGGGAUCGCGAUCGCGAGCGCGAGUGGAGGCCUCCGGGCGUGGCGUGCCGAUUCUACGAUAAAGGCUAUUGCCGCAAUGGGGCGAAAUGCGCGUUCCUCCAUCUAAGCCUAAGGUAA
This is a messenger RNA of Selaginella moellendorffii, 1071 nucleotides long. Its product is annotated as translation initiation factor IF-2-like. Gene Ontology annotation, molecular function: protein binding; metal ion binding. Lineage: Eukaryota; Viridiplantae; Streptophyta; Lycopodiopsida; Selaginellales; Selaginellaceae. The record is from RefSeq and is a predicted model, not a curated record. The coding region runs from base 1 to 1071 and encodes 356 amino acids. The transcript has a single exon.